ACGGGUGCAGGGAAGAUCAUGGGGCUGCUCAUCGGCGCUGUCCUGGCGGUCAGACUCGCUGGCAUGCCCGGAAGUAGUCCAGGAGGGAUUCCCGCAAUACUUUGUGUCACCAGAUUGGGAGGGAUGGCGGCGCCGAUCAUGGGUCUCCGGCUGCUGCUGGGGCUCUGACGGUUCACCUCUUGAGGCGGCUGCUCUCGAUGGAUCCCGUUGGGCGGGACACGUAUCGCCGUCCCGCCGCCUUCUCCCCUUCCUCCGCGGUCAACGCGCUCCGUAUGCUGCCUUCCAGCGUCCGGUCCGGGUUCCGCUCUCGCUAAGGAGCCGUGUUUGUUGGGUGAAGGACCGGGCGACCUCACGUUACCAUCCUGCAUGCCGUGACUCCGCUUCAGUUGGCGGGCGCUUGCUAUCAAGAACUCGAUCUGAUUAGCCCCCUCGUAGUUAACGCAACCGCGACAGACCACCUCGCUAAAGUCCCACACCACGGUCCACGGCAUCUUCGGCAGGUCGCACAAGUAGCACCACUGGCGCCUGGACGACGAAGACGGAGAGGACAUGGCUGGCCAGCGGGCCACCUGGCACACCUGUUCGGGCUCCAACAGCCAGCUAGCACGCUUACGUGCUAACACAGGUUAGCAGCGUUAACCUAUUUUCGGCUCGACAGGUGUACGCCCCUUUCUUUUCUGCAAACUUUCCUCUUUAGCAGGGUCAACACGAGUUUAGAACAACAUUACGGGUUAUAAACAUGAUAAUUUGUGUCAUAUAUUAGAGUCGUUUUCGCAGUUUUUCUUAAUUUUGCUUUGUUUAUCCAGUUCGGCCUACUUCUCGCUCCUGUCAACUGUUUUCCCCCAAACGACGCUGGUAGGUUACGUAAUCGUUCGAAUGGCAUUAUGGGGGUUUGAGUUUUUGGGCUCAGGGUGACCAACGCAAACUGAUUCGUGUCAAACCUUAAAGCGGAACUACAGUCCGAUAUGACACGGAAGUGGUUCUUGAAGUCUGGAAUUACUUCAGGUUAACACAUGUGUCCUCCCACUUCAGAGCCAUGCGUGUUGAACUAAAAAACGUUUACAUUAGCAGCUAGCUUAUAUUUUAAAUGCGUAAAAAUGCCAAAAGACAUAUCAUCAUCAUCUUCAUCUUCAAGCGAGGAUGAAGAGGAUACUGGUGCCAUGGAAACAACUGCGCCUCAGGGAGAAACCGAAAAGAAGAACAGGAGGUUUGAGUGUCCCGAGGAGUUUGUGUCGUUCUGCCACGUCCCCUGCAGGAGCACGCUGGCAGACAAUCUGAGGAACAACCAGAACGAGUUGUGGCUCAUUAAAGCUCCUGCCAGCUUCGACCCUCAGCGCUUCAGCGGUGUUAAGGUUCCCCUCACAGGCCUGCAGACCCUGAAGGUUCCUUCCGCCUCCACCGGUGGGUCCAGCCAGCAGAUCUACAGCGUCCUGGCAUCGACCCGCUGCCCCGCAGAUCUUCACCUGCUCACCAGCGAUAAUCAGACAUCGGACGGCUUCGUCUUCGCUCCCGCGUUUUCCGGCCUGCUGAGCAUCUGCGAGAGCUACGGAGAAAGCAGCACCAACCAGGUCCCUCACGUCAUUCCUGCCGCUCCGCCUCCCUCCAUACCCCCCGGCCUCAAACAGCGCUUCCACCCCUUCGGCAGUAAGACCCCCACUCUCACCUACGUGGCCGAGGACGAGGCGGAUGGUGCUGCGUUUGGACCUUCGUCCACCACCCUCCGGCCUCUGGUGAUGAAGCAGUUCAUUGAAGAAGGGGGUUCUGUGGACGACGAUGACAAUGAGGAGGAAGGCAGGAAAAAGAAAAAGAAGAAGAAAAACAAAGAGAAGCGGAUAAAGUCGGAACAGGUGGAGCUUCUGCUGAAAGUGAAGCGGGAACCUUUCGAUGAAAUCCCGGAUGAACGUAUGACCGAAGUCCCCUUCCAGGACGACGUCCAGCAGGCUGAGAAGACGACGACGAAGAAGAAGAAGAAAAAGAAGAAGGAGGAGGACAGGGAGCGAGAGGAGAUGGAGGAGGGACUGGAGCCCAGUGUCAGAGUCAAGGUGGAACCAGUUUCUGUGAAAUGUGAACCGCUGGACAUUUUAUAUGGCGACACAGCAGAGAGCUCAGGAAAGAAGAAGAAAAAGAGCAAGAAAAGGAAACUGGAGGAGGACUAAUUGUUUGGACAUUUAUUGCAUCUUUUUAAAUGUAUUUUGCAAACAUGAAUGCUUUAAUCAUAUGAAGUUAUGAAGCUCAUCUAUUUUGAAUCUUUAAUGAUGUUUUCCUCACAUUUUAACCUCGGUGAUGCAACAGCAGCUUUAGGAAGAAGUGACGGAUGGAAAAUAAGGAAGUUUUGUUCCAGUUCCUGUCAGCUGGUGGUGGAUUUAUGGCUUUAAAGCCACUCUGUCGAUGUAUCCAUUCACACAACCAACGGCGCUGCUCUGGCAGCCCAGCUGAUGAAGACGUAAUGAGACGGUGUCGCCAUGAGAUUUACUGGUUGUUUUUCAGCUGAAUGUUUCAUGCAUGAUAUGUAGACACAAACUCUGGAACUGAAUAAAAGUUUAACGAGAGGAAAAA
Messenger RNA from Cyprinodon tularosa, 2556 nucleotides. It is a transcript of the gene polr1g, whose product is annotated as RNA polymerase I subunit G. The record is from RefSeq and is a predicted model, not a curated record. Lineage: Eukaryota; Metazoa; Chordata; Actinopteri; Cyprinodontiformes; Cyprinodontidae. Gene Ontology annotation, biological process: transcription by RNA polymerase I. The coding region runs from base 1098 to 2156 and encodes 352 amino acids. The transcript has 3 exons.